Kluyveromyces marxianus DMKU3-1042 is the source of this 1413-nucleotide messenger RNA. RefSeq names its product replication fork barrier binding protein FOB1 (gene FOB1). Gene Ontology annotation, molecular function: nucleic acid binding. The coding region runs from base 1 to 1413 and encodes 470 amino acids. The record is from RefSeq and is a predicted model, not a curated record. The transcript has a single exon. Lineage: Eukaryota; Fungi; Ascomycota; Saccharomycetes; Saccharomycetales; Saccharomycetaceae.
AUGACGGCUAAUGAUUUAAAUGAGCAGAAUGAGUUCAAGAGUACAAACGCUCUCACAGAAGCGAGUGAGGAAGAUGAGGGCGAUUUCGUGGUACCUAGAAUGGGGGUUGAUGUUAUGGACUUAAAAGCAGAUUUGGAUACGGAAUUGUUAUCAGAUGGAAGACAUCAAAUAGAGAAAGAAAUCAAUACUGUUAAAGGUCAAUUGACGCAACCUAUGUACGAUCUAUUAGUGUCUGAUUCGCUAACGAAGGAGAAUUUAUUGCAAGUUAGUGAUAAGGUGAACCCUUCGACAGUGGAGAAUAAGUUUGUGCUUCUUAAAAGACGGUACUACGUACACGAUAAUUUACUUCACGAUGUGAAAAGACGAGAUCUUGUGGUAUAUGAGCCUAACAAAUUGUUUGAUCUCAUCAUAUCCACACAUAUUCUUAACAACCAUGCUUCUCCCAAAGUUGUCUACAAUAUUCUUUCGAGCUACUACGCCAAUGUGACUCAGUAUUUUUGCAAGCUGGCGACUUCUUAUUGUUCAAAAUGUAUCAAGGAAGGGUCAUCUAAACAGCAUAAAAAAUUCAAACACGAGAAUAUACACGCCAACUUGGUUCCCUUAGGACGGUGUCAUAUUGAGAUAUUUGCCCCCUUUGAUCCUGAAACUGAGGGCUCGCCGUUGAAAAUUGAGAACAAGUAUCCUUAUGUGCUGUAUUGUAGAGAUUAUUAUUCGAGAUAUGUUUGGUUAGAACCUUUGAAGAGCGUCCAAUUGUCGACAUUACUUCCUACAAUGGCCAAGCUCUUCUUUACUAUGGUACGGAUGCCAAUAUUUAUCGAUACUUGUACGUUGGACAAGCAGGAUAUGUUUGACGUUUGUGAGCACAUUGCUAGAAAGUACAAAAUCAAGAUUGGGCUAGGAAUGAAUAGUUCUACUAGUUUCCAAAAGAGUGGUAUAAAGAGAUUAAAGACCUUAUUGCUUCAGAACAAGAAGGCUUGUUUGAAAGAUUGGAAUAUGUGCUUGAAAUUAGCGGUUCACCGAAUCAAUCAAACAUAUUGUGAUAGGGUUCGUGGGGUUCCAAGCGACAUGUUAUGCGCAUCGAUCCCUAACCUUAACCGAAAAUUCAGAACAUUACAAAGGAGAAUAAUAGCUACCCUUAUGGGACACCAUGUUGUGCAGUUUGAAGAAACAGGAGGGAUGAUCUAUUUGGAAGACCAGAAUAAUCCUAAUCUAUUAUCGUUUGAGGAUUUUGACGAUGGCGAAGAACAGGAUGAGGAAGAUGAUGAGGAAGAGGAGGAAGAAGAGGAGGAAGAAGAGGAAGAGGAUGAUGCCAAUUCCGAUAGUCCUGUAGAAUCAAUCCAUCCAUUGAAAAAGAGAAAUCAGGAAGGGCAGUACGACAUUGCGACAAAGAAGAAACAUAAAUCUAAUAGCUAA